AUGAAGUUCUCCAUCGCUACCAUCGCCGCCCUGGCCACUGCUGUCACUGCCCAGCAGGGAUACCAGCAAGGUUACCAGCAGGGCUACCAGCAGCCUCAGCAGUACCAGGGUGGUCAAGGCUACCAACAGCCUCAGCAGUAUCAGCCCCAGCAAUACAUCCCGCAGCAGAACAAGUACUCCCCUGCUGAGGCUCAGGCCUUCCACUCUUGCAUCGAUCACAUGCUUGAUCAGUUCAACCUCGAAAACUCGGGCAGUUCGGUUUCUUGCUCCACUUUCAAGUGCCUCGACCAGACCGCAAACCAAUACAGCCGGGGUGGCGUUCUCGCCGGUCUUGGAAACGUCGUCAGCUUGGCCUGCGGCUUUGGUGGAAUCAUUCCUAAAUUCCUCUAA
This is a messenger RNA of Penicillium vulpinum, 390 nucleotides long. RefSeq lists its product as uncharacterized. The coding region runs from base 1 to 390 and encodes 129 amino acids. Lineage: Eukaryota; Fungi; Ascomycota; Eurotiomycetes; Eurotiales; Aspergillaceae. The transcript is spliced from 2 exons. The record is from RefSeq and is a predicted model, not a curated record.